Lucilia cuprina (Australian sheep blowfly) is the source of this 1245-nucleotide messenger RNA. RefSeq names its product homeobox protein 5-like. The coding region runs from base 1 to 1095 and encodes 364 amino acids. The record is from RefSeq and is a predicted model, not a curated record. The transcript has a single exon. NCBI's taxonomy places the organism in Eukaryota, Metazoa, Arthropoda, Insecta, Diptera, Calliphoridae.
AUGUUGUACUCCCCGUUGUCAUCCUCAUCCUCAACCGCAUCAUUAUCAACAUCCAAUGCCAAUCAAAACUCAGCUGCCCGUCAACAUUUAUUGCAACAGCAGCAGCAGGCUUUGCAACAAUUCCAUCAACAUCAGCAACAACUUUUGCAGCAACAUCACCAACAACAGCAGCAACAGGCUGAAAAAGCUAGCAAGAGUGCUAGUUCAACUGGCUCUGCUUCCCAUAAAUCUGGCGGUAAUAGUAGUUCCUCCUCUUCUAACUCAGCCAGCUCUGCUGCCCAAAGACUCUCAGCAGCUCAUCAGUUGGCGGCUGCUGCUGCCGCCGAAAGUGCUGCUGCUUAUUAUUCGGCUGCAGCAGCUGCUGCUGCCACCAUGUUAAGUCCUCCCCUAAGCGCGGCGGCUGCCAAUUCCACUUUGAGUGCCGUUAAUCCUUUUGCCAAUCCUUUCGAUUGGUUAGGAGCCUCUAGUACAGCAGCGGCCAGCUCACAUAAUGUCUCUGGCAGCCACAAACGUUCCAGUUCUGCUUCCUCUAAUAACUCUAGCACGUCUUCUAAUCAACAACAGCGUUCUGCCAGUGCUGCACAUUCUUCACUGGCAGCUUCGGCCAGUGAUUUUCUCUCCAUGUUUAGCAGUAAUCAUACGACAAAUCAUAAUACGACGGAAACACACCAUCAAAGAUCAUCCUCAAAUGCCUCUGCCUCUUCCUUGGCCUCAACUUCCUCUUCCACCAAUACGGGAGGAGGCAAUAAGUCCUCCAACUUUUCAGUGGCUUCUUUAACCUCUAAUACAAACAAUAACAACAGCAGUAAUCACAACAACAACUCCUCCAAUAAUAACACAGGAUCAACGGCAGCCUCUAACUCCUCUGCGGCCUCCUCGGCCUCUUUGGCAGCACAUGCCGCCGCUGCCUCGGCCGCUUUAUUUGGAGUAGCUGCACCCUUCUCAGCACCAGCUUUAGUUAAUCCAUAUCCUCCACAUUUGCCCGGCGUAGCGGCUGCAGGGGCUCAUGGUCUACCCUCACCCACUAUCUAUCCACCUACACCACCACCCUCGGCACCCUGGAUACAUCCCUGGUAUGCUGGGGACACUUUUUAAAAUGGCCGCAAGAAAUGUAAGAGUAUUUUUAUCUUUAUUUAUUCGUAUACACUUUUAAAACACGUUUUAUUAUAAGUUUUCGUUAUUAAUUAAUUAGUUUUGGAGUAAAUAUUAAUACAAGCUCUUAUUGUUUUUAAAUAAGAGUUUUUU